GGCGUCACCGUCACUUUAUAAUAUGAUUUGCCACACAAGGCGGCUACUCAGAAUAAGAGUCAGACAGGGAACAUAACGUUAGGAGCAUUUUCUGAUAUGGCGGCCGCAGAGCAGUGGCUUCUUAUCUACCUGUCUUUGUUUUCCCUCAAGGAAUGGACUUUAGCUUUUAAUUUGGAUACGCAAAAUGUCAUGAAAAAAAUCGGAGAACCGUCCAGCCUGUUUGGGUUUUCUCUUGCUAUGCACCAUCAGUUACAACCUUCAGAUAAAAUAAUGUUAUUGGUUGGUGCUCCGAAAGCAGAAGGAUUUCCAGAGCAGAAGGCUAAAGUAACAGGAGGAUUAUACAAAUGCCCCAUUACAAACAGAGAAAAUGACUGUGUGCGUGCCGUUUUUGACAAUGAUGUUGACCUAUCGCUGGAAAGUAAAGAUGAUCAGUGGAUGGGUGUAUCUGUGGAAAGCCAGGGUCCGGGAGGAAAGGUUAUGGUUUGUGCGCAUCGAUACGAGCAAAGGCGACAUGUGAAUAAUGUAGAGGAGUCUCGUGAUGUGACUGGACAGUGCUAUAUUUUGAGCCAGGAUCUAAUUUUCCGAGGAAAUGAAACUGAUGUAAAUGUGAAACUUUGUGCCGGGCGACCGCAAGGUCACGAAAAGUUUGGUAUCUGUCAGCAAGGUGUAGCUGGUGCUUUCUCCAAGGGUGAUAAUUAUUGUGUGUACGGGGCUCCAGGUGCCUACAACUGGAAAGGUAUUGUGCACGUAGAAUCCAGAGAUAUUGAGGAAAUUAAUUUUGAUGAUGGACCCUACGAAGUCGGUGAUGAAAAUAUCAGGGAUGAGAAAUUGGUGCCUGUUCCUGCGAAUAGCUAUUUAGGCUUCUCUCUGGACUCUGGCAAAGGAAUCAUAUCGCAAGACAUAUUGACCAUUGUGUCGGGUGCACCAAGAGCCAACCACACUGGGGCUGUUCUUUUCCUAACGAUGGAAAGACAGAAUCUAAAGACCGAGUACAUCCUGAAUGGAGAAGGGCUAGCGUCGUCUUUUGGAUAUGAUAUUGCUGUAGUGGAUCUUAAUCAAGACGGCUGGCAGGAUCUUGUGGUUGGAGCACCUCAGUUCUUUGAUAGGGAAGCGGAGAUUGGUGGGGCUGCAUAUGUUUAUAUCAAUAACAAAGGGAAUUGGAAUAAAUUCAAUCUCGUUCGAUUAAAUGGGACCAAGGACUCCAUGUUCGGAUUAGCCGUCGAGAAUAUAGGUGACAUUGACCAGGAUGGAUAUUCAGAUAUUGCUAUUGGAGCGCCUUACGAUGGCAAUGGCAAAGUUUUUAUAUACCAUGGGUCUAGUUCUGGAAUAAAUACAAUCCCAGCUCAGAUCCUUGAUGCGAAAGACAGAUCUGUCAAACACUUUGGCUACUCUCUUGCCGGGAACAUGGAUCUAGAUGGUAAUCACUAUCCUGACAUGGCUGUUGGAUCGCUCAGUAAUGCAGUCUUUAUAUACAGAACGCGACCUGUUAUAAAUAUUGAGAAAACAGUUACUACUACACCCAAGAAUAUUAAUAUUAAUGACAACAAUUGCCCUGGUGGGCAAGGAAUUUGUGUGACCGUCAAUGCAUGCUUUAAGUACACAGCUAAACCCAGUAAUUUCAAUCCCAGGAUAACUGUGAGCUACAAGCUUGAUGCUGACACUGAGGGAAAAAAACUGGAACUGCAAUCGAGAGUAUUCUUCAUUGGUCGUUCGAACGAUCAGGAGACCCAGGUUAUGGGCACUAUUGUACUAGACAAGCAAAACAAAAUGGCAUGCAUCGUUGAACGGCUGCAGUUUCGGGACAAUAUCAGAGAUAAACUGCGCCCGAUUCCCAUAUCAGUUGAAGUAGAGAUCAAACAAUCUGGGCGCAAGAAAAGGCAGCAUUCUAACUUAAUUGACUUGCCUCCUGUCCUUCAACAGAGUGAGCCCACAGUCUCAAAGAUCCAGUUUUUGAAGGAAGGUUGUGGAUCUGACCACAUAUGCCAGAGUAAUCUUCAACUAAAAUAUCGGUUUGGCUCCAGAGUUGAAAAGCAGCAGGACAAAUUUGUUCCUUUACAAGUGAAUAAUGGGUUGCCAGUAUUUAAAUUAAGUGACCAAAAGGAUAUAGUACUGGAAAUAACUGUUUCUAACAAGCCAUCUGAUCCAAGAAAUCCGAAAAAAGAUGGGGAUGAUGCGCAUGAGGCUCACUUGACUGCAACAUUCCCUGAAACAUUGACUUACUCUGCAUAUCGAGUAUCAUCCCUAAAUCAGGACAAAGUAUUAUGCAUUGCAAAUAAAAAUGGAUCUCAAGCAGAGUGUGAUUUGGGAAAUCCUUUAAAACGUGGAUCAGAGGUUACUUUCCACUUGAUCAUGAGUACAGGUGGAAUAACGCUGGACACUGGAAACCUUAACAUCAACCUGCAGCUUGAAACGACCAGUGAACAGGUUAAUCUGUUAUCCGUCGCUACCGCUAGAGUAGUGGUUGAACUACUCUUGUCUAUAGUUGGUGCUGCAAAACCAUCUCAGGUGUAUUUUGGAGGUAAAAAAGUAGGUGAGAGUGCUAUGAAGACUGAAGAGGAUGUAGGAAGUUUGAUUCAGUAUGAGUUCAGGAUUAUUAAUUUGGGAAGAUCACUUAAAACUCUUGACGGUGCUUGGCUUGAAAUCAUGUGGCCAAAGGCGAUUUACAAUGGAAAAUGGCUACUCUAUUUAAUGAAAAUUGACUCAAAAGGCAUUGAUUCUGAAUCUUGUCAGCCUAGCAGUGAGAUUAACGAACGGAAGUUGAAGGAAGCUCCAAUCCAAACAAGAAAGAGAAGAGAAGUUGAAGACAAUAAGAAUACAGGAUUAGUUUCUUCUUACUUCACAGGUAAAAGCAAGUAUACAACUCUGGAAUGCGGCCAGCAUGAGCGUGCUAGUGCUAAAUGUGUUAAUAUAAAGUGUCCCCUCAGAGGUCUUGAUAGCAAUGCAUUUGUGGUCUUGCAUUCACGACUAUGGAACAGCACUUUCCUUGAGGAAUUUUCCAAGCUGAACUAUCUUGACAUCAUUGUUAAAGCCAAGAUAAAUGUAGAAUCUAAAGCCAAAAACAUUGUGGUUAAGAAUGCAGAAACGGAGGUACGGGUUACAGUAUUUCCUGAAAAAACAGUGAGCCAUUAUUUUGGAAUUCCUUGGUGGAUCAUUUUUGUUGCGAUCCUGGCUGGAAUUCUGUUAUUGGCACUUUUAAUAUUUUUAUUAUGGAAGUGUGGAUUUUUUAAACGUUCCCGUUAUGAAGAUAGUGUUCCACGGUACCAUGCAGUUCGAAUCCGGAAAGAAGAGCGUCCCUUUGAGGAUGAAAAAUUAAGCAAGAAAAGUGGCAAGAAACAAUGGAUGACAUCUUGGCAAGAAAAUGAGAGCUACUCCUAAGAAAUCCACGAAUGCCUUAAACUAAUUGAAUUUGGGACUCUAAAGCAACUCAUCCAUAUUGGUACAGCGUUGGCUUCUCUUCAACAAAGGAUGAUUCUUGAUAACGCAGAGUCUUUCUGCUCUGCACAGCAAAUAUCUCAGCAUGUCUCCCUCCUUUACAUCAGAAUGCAAUUUGGUGUUUAUAGCUUUUUAGACUGUGCUUCAAGUUUUGGUACUAAAGACGUGCCUUACAAACCAAGUGUGCAGCAAUGUGAGACUGAAUUAGUGUCUGCUUCAGGAUGUGGGUGUGAAAAAAUACUUCCAUUGAAUUUAAGCAACAUUUCGGCUUUAGGCUUUUUUUAAUCUGUCAGCUGUAACAAACAAUUAAUUUUUAAUUGACAUUGCCAGGACCCAGAUGAGCAGAAAUGUAGAGUUUGAAAAAAAAUGUACAGAUUUGUAAAUAGUUAUAUAUUUUAGAAUGUCCUGGUAUUUAUGUUGUCAUCGAAUUGUCCAUUUAGUAAUAGUAGGGCCACAGAUCUCCCUUCAAGGCUCUUGCUUUUAGAAAUGGACUACUUAUUGCUUUGGUCAAUAUUUUUAGUCAAGAUAUAGACCUGAAUAAAAUGGGUGUUAUAUCUUAAUGAAGCACUGUCUAUUUGCUUAUAGUUAGCUUUAUUCAGAAUAACUACACUCACCACAUCCUACUGAAAAAGGAAGGUAAAUAUUUAAUGAACUCAUGAGGUUUGUUCGAAUUCUUAAAGCAUUUUGUCCAAAAAAGUAAUUUGUUACUUUACAAUAUCGGAGGAUAAAUGUUUUUGUACCAUAAAGUUAAGCAAGAAUACUUGAAAAACACUGUACAUAUUUACAUUGCAAAGGAAAGUAUGUUAGCGAGUUUGCAAGUUGUGAAAGAGAAAAUUUACAGAUGGUAUAAAAGUAUUUUGUGCCUGAGAGCAUGAGGGUGAUGAUUAUGCGUCUAUUAUAUUGGAGGAGGAAGAGAAUAUUGAAAGGGAGUGCUCAGCCAGUUGCAGACACUAACCCAAUUAUUAUGGAAGAACAGUGCUUAAGAAAAAGAAAGCUUACUGGGAGGGACGAUGUCUAUGCCCAUAUCACAGGGAGUUUACAAAAUGCACUGAGACUGGAGAAGAGGUUUGUUGUUCUGUCAAUGGUCAACGUUUUUCCUUGGACAAGUGCUGGGUGUGGUUCAUAGUCUGCUGGUUUUAUUUUGUGAAAAAUGUCUUUAUCCCAGGUCAUUAUCUGAGCUGUCCCUUUCAGAUUGUGUUAUCUUUAAAUUCAGUAUUAUUCAUGUUACAAUUGGCGCAUGAGCAUACUGUACAUACCAUCUGAAAGAUAGAUUAUCUUUUGUCCUGACCUGUGGAUCCAUGUUUCAAUCUUGCUCCCAAACCAGCAAUGUUCAACAAUGGAUAAAUCUGUUAAGGAAGAUUUCUACUUGGUUCAAUUAUUUUUCUUUACCCAUAGUGUUCUGUUAAGAAGUGUAUUACCUGCUCGUUGCAAUUCUUCCUUUUACAAGUUUCAUGGCUAAUGAUGAGACUAUGGAUCCGUAUGGAUUUUCCAGUAUCCUUAUCAACAUUUUUCUGUUUUCCGAUUGUCUUUUUUAUUUUGCAAUUCUGCUUUGUUUAUAAAUUCACAUGAUACUGUA
Molecule: messenger RNA, 5008 nt
Organism: Leucoraja erinaceus (little skate)
Lineage: Eukaryota; Metazoa; Chordata; Chondrichthyes; Rajiformes; Rajidae
Product: integrin alpha-6-like
Exons: 25
Coding region: 97-3375 (1092 amino acids)
Biological process (GO): leukocyte migration; cell adhesion mediated by integrin; cell-cell adhesion
Cellular component (GO): external side of plasma membrane; integrin complex
Molecular function (GO): integrin binding
Source: RefSeq, a predicted model, not a curated record